Messenger RNA from Vespa crabro (European hornet), 3725 nucleotides. RefSeq names its product zinc finger protein 521-like. Gene Ontology annotation, biological process: regulation of transcription by RNA polymerase II. Lineage: Eukaryota; Metazoa; Arthropoda; Insecta; Hymenoptera; Vespidae. The transcript is spliced from 3 exons. Gene Ontology annotation, cellular component: chromosome; nucleus. The record is from RefSeq and is a predicted model, not a curated record. Gene Ontology annotation, molecular function: chromatin insulator sequence binding; RNA polymerase II transcription regulatory region sequence-specific DNA binding; DNA-binding transcription factor activity, RNA polymerase II-specific. Bases 770 to 3643 code for a protein of 957 amino acids.
AAGAUAACGCGUUAGAAUACUGUAACAUUUCAAAUAAAUAUAAUAUCAUCGAUCUGCCUCGAAAGCAUUAGAAGCUAUAUAUUUUGGGAAUGUAGGUUUAUGAUCAAGUAUAUUAUGGCCUCCUGUGUUAAAGACAAUUUCUUGAACAAUUAAAAAACAUAUCUUUGGAACGUAUAACAUAGGAAACGCUUGUAGUCUAAAAGAGAUUUUUUUUUUGUUUUUUUUUUGUUUUUUUUUUUUUGUUUUUUUUUCGUUUUUUUUUUUUAAUCAAAAUAGAUAAGGGUUAUAGAAGGCAUUAAAUCAAAAUGAUUGUAGCAUUAACAGAAAAGAAGAAUUCUAAAGUAAAUGAGCCGAACGAAUAACUUGGGCCAGUCCUGUACCUACCCACACUCGUUUGAACGUUGGUCGGGCUAUACCCUUGUUAGAAAACAGUUACCUUCCUACCCAAGCGUAUUUCAUACGAAAGGAGAACCUCACGUUUAUCGAUUUAGAAUUGAUAUUCGGUUCUAAUGUUGGAAUUAUCGGACGCCGAAGCGCCUGCUUAUGCUAAAAAGUAAAAAGUUUCGAAGAAAAAUAAUAAUCAAAGACGAUAAAUCGUGAUCGUGAUUUUCAAUAGGUAAAGCUUUGUGCAGCUGUGCUUGCCUGUAACGAACGAGGAAGAAACGCUGAGCCAAGUGGUCGUGGAGUGGGGAGGUAGGAACAAUAUGUCUACUACCAAUUCGAGCCGCUUGAGAACGAUUCCGUUCAGCUUGGAUUUAUUAAAGGUGCAAUGUGGGAUGAUUAUGGGAACAAUAAUGAGGAUAAGGAUAAGGAAGAACCGCCUGAGAGACUUGUGGUUGAUGUAGAUAUACCACUACUUAAGAUUGAGCCAAUGUCCCCAACUAGGAGUAACUCUUAUGAAUCCCUACAGAGUCCAUCACAACUGCCUAUUGUUACCCCAUUCAAGUUGAAAGAUCCAAUAAUUCUUCUCGAAAGAUGUGAUAAAAUUUGGGAAACUCUUAAAUUAAUUAAAAAUGUACAAAGUAAAGGAUCAGAAAAUGUGAUUAAUAAUUCUAUAGAAAAAAUAGAUACGACAAAUUUGACUGAAUCUUCUUUCGAAAAAGAUCCAGAACCAUCAUAUAUUAUAUAUCAACCAGUAUUGGGUAAUAAUAACAGUGCAUUACCAAAUUUCAAAUUUUCAGUUAAAAGCACUAAGAAAUUAUUUCAUUGCAAUGUAUGCGGUAAAGAGUAUAGUGAAAAUCGAUCCCUUAGAUCCCAUUCACAAAAAAUACACGGAAUAUAUAUACCACCUAAACGUAAAUACAAUAAGUCUAAAUACAAAGAGAUCAGCAAUGAAUGUAUAAAUUCUGAUCCUACUGCACAACCUACAAACUGCACAAAAAUAAAUGAAAACGAAUUUCAAACAGAAAAGAAAAAUAAUUUGUUAGAUAAGGAUAUUGUCCAAACAAAAUAUGCAUAUCGUGGAAAAUGUCCUCUCUGUAAACGUACUAUAACAGAUUUGCAUAAGCAUUUAACUGAAUAUCAUAAAAUAGGGUGUCCAAAUCUUGUUAUGAAAGAAUUAGAAAGUAAUGCGCUAGUAUCUCCAAAUAUUAGUCUUCAGGAUUUAACAAAAGCAAUGGUCAAUACAAUGUCAUCAUCUGAGCUUUCAGAUAAUGAGAGUACAAUGAUAUCAGAACAAAUGCUACAAAAAAAGAUAAACUUGAAUGAAAUACCAAAUGUUGAAAAUGCUUCUGAGAAUUUAUAUACAGAAGAAGUUUCCAAAUUCAAAUGUGAAAUAUGCCUUGGGGUAUAUGCCAGUUAUAAUAGUUUUUAUAAACAUAGCCGUAUUCAUAGGAGUCGAGGAGAAACUAAAAAUAAUUUCAAUGUUCUCAAAUGUCGUUACUUAAAUUCUCCAUUAAAUGCCAAACGUACUGAGUUAUUAUUAUCCACAGCUACUUCUAAUCCACAAAAUAAAGAAAAGACUAAAACAUCUUCAUUGGAUUCCAUGGAAGGUGUGAAUUCACAAGAGCAUGAAAACAAUUCUUAUAAUUACAACAAUAGAACAAGAGGAAGUAAAAAAUAUCUUGAUAGAUCAUGUAUUUGUGGAAGAUCAUUUCGCGAAUAUCAUACUUUAGUAUUGCACAAAAAUAGUUGUAAGUUUAAAGAUACUAGUGAAACGGAGUCCUUUAUGGAAGACAAUCCUGACCGAGAUUCUGGAAGUGGUAUUAAUAUUAAAAUAAAGAAGAAAAAUGAUUCUUAUGAAAUAGUUAGCAGAGAUAGUGGCGAUGAAAAUAAAUCUAAGGAUUCUGGCCAUCCUUAUGACUGCGAUACUCCAUCAGAUAUUUCAGAUAUUAUUUUUGAAAAUACUAAUGAAGUAUGUGAAGAAAAUCAUUCUUUGAACGCACUUGAAUCCUCUAAAUAUAGUAAAAAUCAUAGUAUAUUGAAAAUAGAAACGAUUGAUGAAAACAUUGAUGUUGAUAUAGAGGAAGAUUCACGGAAUAUACCACUUAAUGAAAAUGAAAAAAAUGAUCAGAUUAAUGAAAACAUGCAGAUUAGAAAGACACAGGAACAAAAAGGAAAUAUUGAAGUAGUGCCUCCUACAUAUUUAUGUGAGACAAUUAUGACAGAACAAUCAGAAACGACAGAUGAUUUAAAUAUAUUAAAAACGAAACAAAAGUCAAUCGAUGCGGAAAACAGUACAGAUUUAAUCAAAUCUAAGAAAAAGAAAUCAAUUGAGAAAACAAAAACUUCAAAUGUUUUUAAAAAGAAAAAGGAAAAUUUGAUUAAAAUUGAUAAUCAAAAAUCAUUAUCUAAUACAUCAAUGUAUGUAAACACAAUCUGUCCCUGCGGUGAAUCAUUUCAAACUUUGAGAAGCUGCAAUUCACAUAUAGCAAAAUGUCAUCCAUUAUUUCUCAGAUGCGGUUACUGUACAGAAAGAUUUAAUAGUAUUGGCGAAUACAAUAAUCAUAGGUGUAAUGUGAAGGUAGGGAAAAAGUUUAGUGAAUUACAAGCAGAUAUGUCUUGUCCUUUUUGUCAUACUAUCGUAAGAAACAAAAAUGAAUUUGAUCAACACAUUAAAUUUCAACAUUUUGAUCCAGAAUUACCUUAUCAAUGUCAUGAAUGCACACAAAAAUUUCCUAGUAGUACAGGAUGUCAAUUACACUUUCAAAGGGCACAUGGCAAAUGUGUAUGUAACGUGUGUGGUACAAAAUUAACUGCCGCAGCAAAACUUAGACAUGAAGGAUAUCAUUAUGGUCUUGGGUUCCCAUGUCACAUAUGUAAGAAAACUCAUUCAAGUCGAAAACAUUUAAUAAAUCAUUAUGAAAAUAUACAUGGAGAAACUGAUAAGUUAAUGACAUGCAAUAUUUGCUUACAACCAAUAAAGAAAAAGUCAUAUAGUUGGCAUAUUUAUUCUCAUAAAACUGUAACAGCAUGUAAACUAUGUAAGAAGGUCUAUUGUGAUGCAAGAACUUUAGAGCAUCAUGUUAUAUCAUCUCAUCAAGGUAAAUAUCCCUGGAUUAAAUGUAAAUUUUGUACCAGAAAAUUUUGCAAUAAAGAGUUACUAGAAACUCAUAUAAAGAAAGAAAAAUGUAAUCGUUAUCUUCUCGAAGUUCAAAAGAAGUCAAGAAAAAGUUCAAAAGAUCGUACUUUACUGCAUAGUUAGUGUUUUAAGGCAAUGUAUUUUUACAAUCUUAAAUCAAUUUUGUUUCCUUAAUGAGAAUAAAUUAAAAUUAAAGUACAUAUAA